UUCACUACACUGGGGACGCUGGUUGGGGUUUCUGCUUUAUGCGAGUUGCACCGGGGACCGAGAACACGUAUUUAACCUUGUGCUUUGCUUUUGGUUGGAUAAUCAUCAAGAAUCGCCACUUUACUCUUUGAGAAGUACGUCAUAUCAACUGUGGCUAAAGGUAUAUUUCAUUUUAAGGAGCGUCACACACAGCUGCUGGUCCGUCUCCUCGCGGAGGAAAUUUAAAGCCCGUAAUGUUCAAUCCACACAUCCAUCAGCAGCAGCAACAACAACAACAACAGCAACAGCAACAGUUUCACCAGCACCUGCGGCAGCUACAACAACUUUUCCAGCAGCAGCCUCCGCCUCCACCACCUCAGCCGCCUCCCGGGCACCAUGUCGGGCACCAUCACCACCAGGCACAGCGAUCUAUUCCUUCCCAGGCAGCUCCUCCCCCCAGGAUGGUCAACCUGUGCCAGGCAACCCAGACUACCAUCAUGGCCCCCAAUCCCAUGCUGCAGGGGGCCCUACUGAUGCAACAGAUGCAGGGUAACAUGCGGGGCUUCAGGAUGGGGGGACAGCAGUUCCGUCAAUUCUUCACUCCCGGGUCCAGGUCGUCUCUGCUCGGGCCAGUUCCUAUGGGGAUGGCCAUCAAGUCCCCCAUGAUGGGAUACCCGGGUGGUCGACAUUAUCACCCGCAUGCCCGCUACUACAAUAACAAUAACAACACUAGCACCACCACCGCAGCCUCCUCCUCCUCCUCCUCCUCUUCCAUCACCUCCGCAGACACUGCAGCUCGCCAGCCAGACAGGAAGAGAGACAGCGAGCAGAUGACAGCAGGGAGCACAGACGAGCAACCAGCAGCCAGCAGCACCAAUGAAGCCACCGACAAGACUGAAGCAGACGGUGCUGUAGGAGGAGUGGAUGAACCCACACAGCCCUCCGAGGAGCAACUUGAAGAACCUGUAGUCAAGAAGCAGAGGACAGAUGGGUCAGAGGAACCCGAAGAACAAUGUGGUGUUGAGACCAUCACCAUUGCAGAUACAGAAGUGGAAGUUCCGUCUUUUGAGUGUAACAGCGAUGGUGAGGACAGCCAGCCUGAAGACUGCAUCCUUCUGGAAGAAGGAUGCUCCACGGGGGGAUCAGAUGUUGUUGAGGCGCUGGAGGAGAGCAGCGCUGUUGAGGUGCACAGCUGCUUGUCGGCCCCGUCCCCGUCUGGCAAGCUGAGUGAAGAUGACUUGCUGUCAGAGGAGAUGCCACAUGGCAAAGACGCCCCUCUGGCUUCACCCGAGAACCAGGAGGAAGAAGAGGAGGGUGUAGCGGAGGGCAACAACAAGUUCUACUGCUAUCUCUGCAGCAUUACCUGCUACAACCAGCCAAACUUCAGGAGUCACAUGAACAGUGUUUCCCACCAGCAGAGGAUGAUGGAGAUCCAACACAUGAGCAAUGCUUGUCUGGUCACUCUGCUGCCCCGAGUGCAGGAGACUCUACAGGAAGCAAACAAAGACGGAGAAAAGAGGGCGGACUCAAAGCACUGGUGUGCCACCUGUCACACCCACUUCGCCAGUAGCAUCACGGACCACCGACGCACCGAGGAGCACAAACUGGCCAGCAGAACAGUCAUCUCCUCCUGCACCGUCUGCAAGAAACACUUCAGGACCUCCCAGAUUUUUGUGGAGCACUUGCAGUCCCGGGAGCACAGGCAGAAAGUGGAGAAGCUCCAGGAACAGGAGGGCUGUGAGGCCUUAGGCAAGCUGGACACAUACGGCUUCUCAUUGGAAGAGUUGGAGUGCAGCGAGAUGGAGGAGGAAAGACUGAACGAACAGGAGGACUGGUCCUGCCUUAAAGAAGUGACUUUAAAGGACAUGGCCAGUGAUGAGCAGUACGACGCUAACACAGUCUACGGGUCCAGUUUUUUUGUUCCAGUUGCAGGUUUUAUCUGCAGAAUCUGCAACAAGUUUUAUCACUUUGACUCUUCUGCCCUGCACACCCACUGCAAAACAAUCAAGCACUUUGAGAACCUCAAGAAGUACAGAGAGUUGCUGAGUCAAAAGAGUGAAGCUGUUGAGUCUUCCAGAGAGUCUCUCCUCGCUGCAGACAGCCUCAGGCCUGUAACGGCAACCAGCACAGACUGUCCGGUGGAAAAUUCCCACUCUGAUGAUGCCGGUUUAGUGACGAACCUGAACUCCAUGCAGCCUAUCGUUACACUCAGCCGAGUGGACGUGCAGACGGAAAACCAGCAACGGGAGGAACAAGCGGAACCUGACCAAAACUCCCAGGACUUCAUCGGCACCUCAGCGACCAGCACGGGCAACACGGACCAAGAGCUCGGCCUCCACUGCAAGGAGGAAGAGAGCACAUCCCAGGUCUCUGUGGGUCUGGAGAGUCCGGCUGAGCUGCCCGAUGGUGGCAGAGAGGAACAAGAGCCAGAGCCAGAACCAGAGCCAGAACCAGAGCCAGAGCCAGAGCCAGAACCAGAGCCAGCAGCUGUUGUUGAGGAUGCUCAUGUAGAGGAGGAGGAGGAGGAGGAGGUGGUGGUGGAGGAGAAGGAGGAGAAGGAGAAGGAGGAGGAGGUGGUAAAGGAGAAGGAGGAGGAGGAGGAAGUGAAGGAAGCUCCCCCUGUCCCAGGAAAAAAGAAGGCAAAAACCACAACCAAACGCAGGUCAGGGAGGGCCACAAACAGACGCUGAGUCAGAGAUGAGAUGUGGAAAGAGUGGGAACCCUUAGGACAGGAUGUGUCGAUAUUCGAAGAGGUGCUUUCAUGAAACCAAGAAGUGAACAGCCCUGCCUCUCUCCAUGUUGGAAAGUCUGAACUAAGCACACACACACACACACACACACACACACACACACACACACACACACCAACAAAUAGGAAGAACGAUGGUACAUCACGGUGUAACAGGACUUCUUAUUUGAUGCUCUCCCAGGGUGGGAAAUUUAACACCAGCCGGCUAUUGCGUACAUGUUGAAUCAGUGAUGGGGGGGGUAAGUAUCUUAAUAUUGGCUCCCAGUGAGAGAAUUGUUGCUCUUGAGUAGUAUAAUCUCCAGCCUCACCUUUAGAAUGACAUCAUUAUAACAUAAGUACAUGUAGCUCACAACAAACCAUGUCCUUCCAGUUUUUACUAAUUUGUAAAAACUGCAUUAAUGUUGCCUAAAAUAACUUUUUUUUUUUUUUAAAGCAGUACACCAUCACAAUAAUACUUUCUCAAGUAGAAUGGGAUUGAGACACGUAAAAUUAUAGAAGCUAAAUUCAGAUUUAAUUCAUACAGUAUUUAAGGUGUAGUUUGACAUGAGGGGAAAUAUGAGAAAUCCAUAUUAUUUUUUUAGGUUACCCCCAUCUGCAAUUGAAACUCUGGUAAUUACUUUCCAUGAUACUAAUUAACUAUUAAAUAGCUGGAAUUUGCUGGUCUUACUACUCUUAUUACUGGCUCUCCUCACAAAGUUACCUUCCCACCCUGGUGUCCUCAAGGAUCAGAAUGCUGAUUGUCAGAUUUGCUAAUUCUCUAGCUAGCUAGAUGAACGAUAGUUAAAGUAAUGUAACCUACCAGUGGAGACAUUUUCAACAUUGCUUACAUUAGCACAUGCUUUUAGCGAGCUGAGAUGUAGAAUGUGACCGAUUGGAAGUAUUAGAGCAGGUGGUUUAAAGGGAGUGUGAGGAGGGGACUUUGGCUCGAGUGUUCAGAAAUGCUGAUCUCAGCUCUGUUCAAAGGCAUCGCAUUAUCUGUUUCAUUUUUAGACAUUUUUGGGUUCCAGUUGAUGUCGUGUUUGGCGCACAAUAGUUGUGGCCUUCUCACUGAACGGGUGCCAGCAAUUGGACAUUUUUUUUGUAUAGUUAAAUGUUUAAAUUGUGUUUUGGAUUCAACACGAUCUGUAGCAGCUGAAUAUAGUGUAAAAAUGCAGCAAAAUGUCUAAAAACACUUUUACAUCUGUGCACAAUGGAAAAGAAACCCUUGUAGUCAUUCUAAUGUUAAACUAAAAUGAUAUUCAGCGCAAAAAGCUGCAUCAUGUGCAUUUUGAAAUUUGAAAGCUUGUCAAUCAAGGCAGGUAUAUUUUU
Molecule: messenger RNA, 4036 nt
Organism: Anarrhichthys ocellatus (wolf-eel)
Lineage: Eukaryota; Metazoa; Chordata; Actinopteri; Perciformes; Anarhichadidae
Gene: ciz1a
Product: cdkn1a interacting zinc finger protein 1a
Exons: 16
Coding region: 234-2669 (811 amino acids)
Cellular component (GO): nucleus
Molecular function (GO): zinc ion binding; nucleic acid binding
Source: RefSeq, a predicted model, not a curated record